Molecule: messenger RNA, 1482 nt
Organism: Drosophila miranda
Lineage: Eukaryota; Metazoa; Arthropoda; Insecta; Diptera; Drosophilidae
Exons: 2
Coding region: 124-531 (135 amino acids)
Source: RefSeq, a predicted model, not a curated record
ACAAAACUCUGUUCAUCGCUUACAAGGCAGAGCUGGAAAUCCCUCAGUCAAAACAGAAAACAGCAACGUGCUAGUCGUAUUUCGGAAACAAUGAAAACUCCAGGAAAAUAAGGAAAACAACAAAUGUCGUCUGUGUUAGAUUUGUGUUGGAGCGAGCUGCUCCGUGAGGCAGUUACCUCGAUGUGCCCCAUCGCCAUCAUAGCCUUUAUUUUCGGGAUGGUGUAUUUGAACUUUAUGCAGACGCGAUUAAAACUGGACACCUAUGACGAGAAGGACUACACCAUACAGUUGGAGCCGAUAAGUGGACUCCUUCUGACUAAAGAGCAGCUUGCAGAAUAUAAUUGCAACAAUGGGACUCGCAGAUAUCUGGUUGCAUUGUGGCACGUUAUCUACGAUGUGUCAAAUUUGUUUGAAGACUUUGGUCCGAAGGGAAAGUACGCCAAGUGGUCGGGCCAAGAGCUGACUGAAUUGAUCAAGGCUGAAGCGAUACUCAAAAAGAGGAAUUGUGAAAGAUCCCGAACAGGAAGCUGAAGAGGAAGCCAUUUUCGAUCCCUUCGAGGAGUGCUGGGACCAUUAUUACCAACUAUUAAUUUGAGCUCUCUCUCUCUCUCUCUCAAUCAAUCUCAAUCUCUCGCAGGACCAUCAAGAUCCAGACCAAACUGACACUUAACCUUAUGCUAAUACUAUGAUUGUUGCUUCUUUUAACAUAUGCAUAUGCACUGCAUAGAGCAGCCGAAUUUUGUAUCCCGAUUCCUGUGAUAUCACACUGUAUCAAUUUUGCCACAACCCUACAAUCGGAUCAUUAUUAUAUCCAGAAAGAAAAAAUUUUCAGUGGCUAUAGUAUGCCUUCUUCUCUCUCACACUCUUCCUCGUCCAGUGUGCGCCCCCUGUCGGAAGGGAGCGAGAUAUAACGGCUGGUGUUGGUGUGAAAAGAAGAGAGAUGGACGUAGCGGAAUAUAAAACAAAAUGGGAAGAUAUAAGAUGAUAAACGGAGUGCAAGAAUUAACAUUAAAACAUAACUAGAUUUCGUGGUUCCACUUUGUCCACUCUCUCUAAAUUUUUCACGUAUUAACCAACAAAUCAACUCCUCCAUUUUGCGAACAGAGAUAACGGAACAUAUAAUUGACACCAUUACCAGGCCAAUCUAGCUUUUACCUUUUGCCUGACUUCUUUCCCAUUAUUAUAGGGCAUAGAGGACCCGGUGGAAAUGACGUUCUUGAAAGAUUCUAUUGAUGUAUUGCUUGACAGUUCAGGUUCCAUGAUAUAGAAAUGGGAUACGUUGCUGCUGGCAUUCCAGUCCUAUCCAAUGAGUAAAGGACAUUAUUGCAAUGGCUCAAGCAGUAUUACAAGACAAUCACCACUUGGACGAUAUCAUCUGGAUAGAGAUAUACACAUGUAUGUAUGUACCAAUCCACUUCUGAUUGGUACAUAAUUAUGACACCGUAACAGCAACAUUGUUCCAUAAACGACAAUGCCUCAAAA